Molecule: messenger RNA, 2989 nt
Organism: Oncorhynchus keta (chum salmon)
Lineage: Eukaryota; Metazoa; Chordata; Actinopteri; Salmoniformes; Salmonidae
Gene: slc26a6.2
Product: solute carrier family 26 member 6
Exons: 19
Coding region: 438-2591 (717 amino acids)
Biological process (GO): transmembrane transport
Cellular component (GO): membrane
Molecular function (GO): oxalate transmembrane transporter activity; chloride transmembrane transporter activity; bicarbonate transmembrane transporter activity
Source: RefSeq, a predicted model, not a curated record
CUUCAAGGUCCACUGUCAAGAUACUUGGACAAGUGGAAAUACUCAGUAACAGAGAAGACUAAGGAGGAAAAGAGUGUGGCUCUCAGUAAAUCUCAAAGGGAUUAAUCAAAUAAAACAUAUCCUCUCCUCUCUAACUGGAACAAAGUCGUACAAAGGCUCAGACAGUUUGGACACAGAUUCAUCAAGCAUUUGGAUGACCAUAUUUGGACAAACCGACAUUGAAGGAGAGAAACAUCUUUCCACAGGUUGAAACUACGACAAGUGGGAUAUCACAACUGAUCCUUGAGAAUCAACCUGAAGCCAGUUUCUAUUGAGACAUAAGACAUUUAAGUCAUAAGAUCACAACACAUCAUAGCACAGGGAGAGACAAGGUUGAAGGAAUUAUCAGAGGUGACCUCUACACAUACGGGACUCUAACAGAUCACACAGGCCCAACCAUGGAGGAGAGAAGGCGUGUGGGCUACUGUGUUCACAGAGAGGUGCUGGAUGAGGGAAAAGUGGACCAGUUGGCUGAGAAAUCAGAUGUUAGAGUCCCUAUCUCUGAAAAAAUCAGAGAGUCAUUGAGGUGUUCUGGCCCCAAGCUGAAGAGUUGUAUGUUGUCUUCUGUUCCUGUCCUCUCCUGGCUGCCUCGCUACUCCCUCAGAGACAACGCCAUCGGAGACCUGAUCUCAGGCAUCAGUGUGGGCAUCAUGCACCUACCACAAGGGAUGGCCUAUGCUCUGCUAGCAGCAGUGCCACCAGUGUUUGGUCUCUACUCUUCCUUUUACCCCAUCCUCAUCUACUUCAUCUUUGGGUCGUCCAAACACAUCUCUGUGGGUACAUAUGCAGUGAUGAGUGUGAUGAUCGGGGGAGUGACAGAGCGCUUGGCCCCAGACACUAACUUCAUGAUGUAUGAUAACGCCACCAAUCAGAGUAUGGUGGAUGUUUUGGCCCGAGACACAGAGCGGGUGAAAGUGGCUGCUGCCGUUACUUUCUUGUCCGGCCUCUUCCAGAUGCUCCUGGGCCUGGUUCAGUUUGGCUUUGUGGUGACCUACCUGUCUGAGCCCCUGGUCAGAGGGUACACCACCGGAGCAGCCAUCCAUGUCAUCGUCUCUCAGCUCAAGUACACCUUUGGCAUCAGUCCAAAACGCCACAGCGGACCCUUCGCCCUGAUCUUUACGGUGAUAGAGGUGUGCUAUCUGGUGCCAGAAACCAACAUAGGCACUCUAGUGGUGAGCCUGGUGUCCAUCAUUGGCCUCGUCAUGGUCAAGGAGCUCAACACCUACCUGGGCAAAAAGCUGCCAGUACCCAUUCCUGUAGAGCUGCUAGGGAUCAUCAUCGCCACGGUAGUCUCCUGGCAGGUCAACCUGGAGGGGAAGUAUGGAGUGGAAGUGGUGGGAGAGAUCCCCUCUGGUCUACAGCCCCCUGUCAUGCCUACAGCCUCUCUAUUUGGGCAGGUGAUAGGUGAUGCCUUCGCUCUGUCUGUGGUUGGCUACGGCAUUGCCAUCUCCCUCGGACGGAUCUUUGCCCUAAAAUAUGGCUACAAAGUUGACAGCAACCAGGAAUUGAUAGCCCUGGGUCUCAGCAACACCAUUGGAGGGGUGUUUCAGUGCUUUGCAAUCAGUUGCUCCAUGUCCCGCACCAUGGUACAGGAAAGCACUGGGGGCAAGACUCAGGUGGCGAGUGCCCUUUCAGCCAUGGUUAUUCUGGUCAUCAUGCUGUGGAUUGGGGCUCUCUUUGAAGAGCUGCCAAAGGCCGUGUUGGCAGCCAUAAUCUAUGUGAACCUGCAAGGGAUGAUGAAGCAGUUCAUGGACAUCCCAACUCUGUGGAAGAGCAAUAAAGUGGAUAUGCUGGUGUGGGUGGCCACUCUGAUCCUGACCGUGCUCUUCAACCCUGACAUUGGCCUGGCAGCCUCCAUUGCCUUCUCCAUGCUCACGGUCAUCUUCAGGACCCAGCUGCCGAAGUACUCCCUCCUAGGGCAAGUCCCUGAGACCGACAUCUACAGACCAGUGGAGAACUAUAAUCAGGUGAAUGAGAUCCCUGGUGUGGUGAUCUUCCGCUCCUCUGCGACUCUCUACUUUGCCAACGCGGAGAUGUACCAAGACGCCCUGGCAGAGAAGAGUGGGAUUGACAUCACCAAGCUCAUCUCCCAAAAGAAGAAAGCAGAGGCCAAGAGACUGAGGAAGGAAAAGAAAGAGGCCAGGAAAGCCAAGAAGGAUGCAAAGAAGAAUGCACAGGAAUGGGAAGGCGAGCCAGACAGUUCGGAGAACGAGGUGGAGAAGGGUGUGGCCACAGUGGAGGAAGGGAGUAAACCUGACUCCACCCUUCCUCGUGCCAUCAUCCUGGAACUGAGUCCAGUCAACUUCCUGGAUACUGUGGGCGUCAAGACUCUACGCAAUAUCCAAAGAGACUACGGUGAUAUCGGUGUAGAGGUAGUCCUGUGUGGAUGUCAGACUGGUGUUAUUGAGAACCUGGAGAGUGGAGGGUUCUUCAGUGAGAAAGUCAGCAAAGCAUGUCUCUUCUCCUCAAUCCACGAUGCAGUGCUUCACUGUCAGACAGACAGGGCCAAAAUAAACAAAGAUGACGAGGAAAUGCAAGCGACUCAUUUCUGAAUACUGAGGGUAAUGGAGGCAUCUUACUGUAUGGGACUUGGGUACUUAUUAAAAAGUUCAGAAUACUUGACAUUCAUAUUAUGUCCACAUAGUUUGACACAGAAAGAAAGUAUGAAAGAAAGAAUCAAAACGAGACACAGAUACAAACACUUCAACGAGACACACAAACCUUGACAACCCCAGAUGAAUGUUAGCCUUGUACUCCAUGCAAUGUGCCAAGGAUGUACAUUGAAACAGAAUAGUAUUAUUCUAUGACCUUCCUAUAAGCAAAUAGAUACACCUUUGGGGAAACUUUUAUAUUGAAAUAUAUUUACAUUUUCUGUGCUAAAUAAACUAUUGUAUAUGUAUUGUUUAAAUUGUUAACAAAUAAAAAAACAUCUAAAAACAUGUUUCUCUUC